UAGGCUCCAAUUUACCAUUAUUAUUUAAACGAAGCAACAGAGUUGAUCUUCAGGCAAUGUCGUCAUCCCGCCUCUUUUAAACCAUAGCUAUUAUUGGAUAACGGAUCUGUCAAUCAAGGGCUCCUCCCAAGUUCGGUUGCCCAGCAUCGUUAUAACGCUCAAUUGAUGGGCGAAGAGGAGCGUACAGAUUGCUGGACAAGGGGAUCAUGAAUCCCUCUUUAAUAGGAGAACUACUGUAAAACCAUAUUUACAUUUUCCGUGACUCCAGAAAUGGAGCGCUAUGGUUUUUUAAUGUGAUUUGCAAGGUGACAACAGAGGAGAAAGACGAUUUUCAGCGUUAAAAUAAAAAUGAAGAGCUCACGAUUGAAAUGACAACAUUGCCAGUCUAUCGCAGCUAGCAUCCUUGUAGCGCAUCGUGAUUUGGAUGUUGUUCAGCGGGGGCUUGCAUGGACAUUCUGCUCGGCGGAUGCUGACAAUGCUGGGACUUGGUUUUCUGUAAUCUACGAUGCACAAGCCGAGAGCGCGCGGAGUACAGAGGCGAGUGAAGGUGCACAUGGACCUCUGAGAGGUUUCCCGGGAUCCCGAAUCGCAAGGGCACGUUUAUGUAGCCCUUUCACCUGACAACCGCCGGUAACCGGAUGAUGUUCCAGCGAGGAUGCUGCGCUUCCCUGUGAAGAAAAUUCGGAAGCAGUUCAAACUCCUUCUGCUGCUGGUCCUGUUCACCUUCGCCGUGUGGUUCACUUACCUGCACAUCAACCAGGGCAAAGCUAUCAAACUCCACUUCAACUACGGAAAAGAUGUGGACAGGGAGACGGAGGGGACCGAUGCCAGCCGUAAGAGGGACGCCCGCUCCUCCGCAAGCCAUCGCAGGAACGAGGACACCAGUGACAGUCACGAGGACGAGGCUAUG
This is a messenger RNA of Hypomesus transpacificus, 910 nucleotides long. It is a transcript of the gene b4galnt4a, whose product is annotated as beta-1,4-N-acetyl-galactosaminyl transferase 4a. Lineage: Eukaryota; Metazoa; Chordata; Actinopteri; Osmeriformes; Osmeridae. The transcript has 3 exons. The record is from RefSeq and is a predicted model, not a curated record. The annotation marks the transcript as partial.